GACCGAGCCCCCUCCCGCGGAGAGGCCCGCGCCGCGGCAGCCCGUGGCCUUGCGCGGCCUGCGCCUGCUCCGCUUGUCCCGCAGAGUGCGGUGAGACCCGGGCGUCGGGCCUGACCGGGGCGCCCGCUCCCCAGCCGCGGCGUGACAGCGCAGCCGCUGGCACUUUCGGCCCAGAGUCAAGCGUGGCGUGGGGGGCACCAGCAGAGGGAACCGGGGGUUGCUGGAACUGGGAGGAGAGAACAGUCGUCUAAAGGAAAAGCGGGCCCCAAGGUUGGAGAAGGAGGGAUGCCCUAGAAAGGCGCUGGUCCCUUGUUUUCUGUGCUGAGUGACCUGACACCCAUGGGAAAAGGUCGCUGCUGGACACCUGGAUCGGGUCUGUCAUGCACAGAGGAAGCGGCUGUUCUACCAUCUGCCUGCCCUUCUGCCAUCUGAGCGCCCUGACUGCGCCACACUGCAGGCCAUGGAGAAUGAGCUGCCAGUCCCACAUACAUCUAGCAGUGCCUGUGCCACCAGCAGUACCAGCGGGGCCAGUAGCAGCAGUGGCUGCAACAACAGCAGCAGUGGUGGAAGUGGCCGCCCCACCGGGCCCCAGAUUUCCGUGUACAGUGGUAUUCCAGACCGGCAGACCGUGCAGGUGAUCCAGCAGGCCCUGCACAGACAGCCCAGCACGGCCGCUCAGUACCUGCAGCAGAUGUACGCCGCCCAGCAGCAGCACCUCAUGCUGCAGACAGCGGCGCUGCAGCAGCAGCACCUCAGCAGCGCCCAGCUCCAGAGCCUGGCAGCCGUACAGCAGGCAAGCCUGGUAGCCAAUAGACAAGGAAGCACUUCAGGCAGCAAUGUGUCUGCGCAGGCCCCGGCCCAGUCAUCUUCGAUCAACCUGGCAGCCUCCCCAGCAGCAGCCCAGCUCCUCAACCGGGCCCAGAGCGUGAACUCUGCAGCAGCCUCAGGCAUCGCUCAGCAGGCUGUGCUCUUGGGCAACACGUCUUCCCCAGCCCUGACUGCAAGCCAAGCACAGAUGUAUCUGAGGGCACAGAUGCUCAUCUUCACGCCCACGGCCACCGUCGCUACUGUGCAGCCUGAGCUCGGCACUGGCUCCCCCGCCCGGCCCCCCACCCCCGCCCAGGUACAGAACUUGACCCUCCGAACACAGCAGACACCAGCGGCAGCAGCCUCGGGCCCCACCCCCACUCAGCCUGUCCUGCCCAGCUUGGCCCUGAAACCCACGCCGGGCGGUAGCCAGCCUCUGCCUACCCCAGCACAGAGCAGAAAUACUGCUCAGGCUUCCCCCGCAGGUGCCAAGCCUGGCAUAGCUGACAGUGUGAUGGAGCCACUCAAGAAAGGAGAUGGCAACAGCAGUGUGCCAGGGAGCAUGGAAGGCCGGGCUGGGCUCAGCCGGACGGUUCCUGCUGUGGCUGCCCACCCCCUCAUUGCACCAGCCUAUGCUCAGCUGCAGCCACACCAGCUCCUCCCACAGCCAUCCUCAAAGCACCUGCAGCCCCAAUUUGUGAUCCAGCAGCAGCCACAGCCACAACAGCAGCAGCCGCCGCCCCAGCAGUCACGGCCUGUGCUCCAAGCUGAGCCCCACCCCCAGCUCGCCUCAGUCUCUCCAAGCGUGGCCCUCCAGCCCAGCUCAGAGGCCCAUGCCAUGCCACUAGGCCCGGUUACACCCGCCCUGCCACUCCAGUGUCCCACUGCCAACCUGCACAAGCCUGGCGGCAGUCAGCAGUGUCACCCUCCCACACCUGAUACUGGGCCUCAGAAUGGACAUCCCGAGGGCGUGCCCCACACCCCUCAACGCAGGUUCCAGCACACUUCAGCUGUCAUCUUACAACUGCAGCCUGCUUCACCAGUGCCCCAGCAGUGUGUCCCUGAUGACUGGAAAGAAGUGGCACCAGGGGAGAAAAGUGUGCCUGAGACGCGGUCUGGCCCAUCACCACAUCAGCAGGCUAUUGUCACUGCCAUGCCUGGUGGCCUGCCUGUACCCACGAGCCCUAACAUCCAGCCGUCCCCAGCUCACGAGACAGGGCAGGGCAUUGUUCAUGCACUGACCGACCUCAGCAGCCCCGGCAUGACCUCAGGGAACGGAAACUCUGCCUCCAGCAUCGCCGGCACUGCCCCCCAGAAUGGUGAGAAUAAACCACCACAGGCCAUUGUGAAACCCCAAAUCCUGACGCAUGUUAUCGAAGGGUUUGUGAUCCAGGAGGGGGCGGAGCCUUUCCCGGUGGGACGCUCGUCCCUGCUGGUGGGGAAUCUCAAGAAGAAGUAUGCACAGGGGUUCCUGCCUGAGAAAAUUCCACAGCAGGAUCACACCACCACCACUGACUCGGAGAUGGAGGAGCCCUAUCUGCAAGAAUCCAAAGAGGAGGGUGCUCCCCUCAAACUCAAGUGUGAGCUCUGUGGCCGGGUGGACUUUGCCUAUAAGUUUAAGCGUUCCAAGCGCUUCUGUUCCAUGGCUUGUGCAAAGAGGUACAACGUGGGAUGCACCAAACGGGUGGGACUUUUCCACUCAGACCGGAGCAAGCUGCAGAAGGCAGGAGCUGCGACCCACAACCGCCGUCGGGCCAGCAAAGCCAGUCUGCCACCACUUACCAAGGAUACCAAGAAGCAGCCAACAGGCACUGUGCCCCUUUCGGUUACUGCUGCUUUGCAGCUAACACACAGCCAGGAAGACUCCAGCCGUUGCUCAGAUAACUCAAGCUAUGAGGAACCCUUGUCACCCAUCUCAGCCAGCUCAUCUACUUCCCGCCGGCGACAAGGCCAGCGGGACCUGGAGCUCCCCGACAUGCAUAUGCGGGACCUGGUGGGCAUGGGACACCACUUCCUGCCAAGUGAGCCCACCAAGUGGAAUGUAGAAGACGUCUACGAAUUCAUCCGCUCUCUGCCAGGCUGCCAGGAGAUAGCAGAGGAAUUCCGUGCCCAGGAAAUCGACGGGCAAGCCCUGCUGCUGCUCAAGGAGGACCACCUGAUGAGCGCCAUGAACAUCAAGCUGGGGCCCGCCCUGAAGAUCUACGCCCGCAUCAGCAUGCUCAAGGACUCCUAGGGCUGGCGGCAGCCAGGAUUCUGGCCCAGGGCGGCUCCUCCCGACUGAGCAGAGCCAGACAGACAUUCCUGAGGGGCCCAGAAAUGGGGCCAGUUGGAGGGCAGGGGCUCUCCCUAGGGGCAUAGCUGGUGAGGAGGUCUGGGCACCUCCUCCAUGGCUCUCAGGGGCCUUUCAUUUCUGUGGGAGGGGCAGAGAGGUAGGUGGCACAGAAGAUGGGGCUUUAUGCUUGUAAAUAUUGAUAGCACUGGCUUCCUCCAAAGUCCCAAUACUCUAGCCCCGCUCUCUUCCCCUCUUUCUGUCCCCCAUUUUCCAGGGGGUAUAUGGUCAGGGCUCCCCAACCUGAGUUGGGUUACUUCAAGGGCAGCCAGCAGGCCUGGAUGGAGGCCUAGAAAGCCCUUGCCUUCCUUCCUCCCACUUCUUUCUCCAGGCCUGGUUAACUCUUCCGUUGUCAGCUUCUCCCCCUUCAGCCUGUUUCUGCAGCAGCCAGGGUUCUCCUCCCUACACCCUCUGCAGGUGGAGAGAGAGAAGCUGGGCCCAGCCGGGCCGUGCCUGCUGGCACAGACGCCUUAACGCUGUGUGUAUGACUGUGUGACUGUGUGGGAGCCUGGACUGACAGAUAGGCCAAGGGCUACUCUCUGGCAUCUCCAGGUGUUUUGUAGCAAACAGCCACUUAGUGCUUUGUCCUGGACUCCACUCAGCCUCAGGAUGGGGAAUAGCCAAGAAUGGCAGCCUCAGCGCAGAGGCAAGGUCAGAAAGAGACGGCGCUUCAGAGUUUCCUUUCCAGACACCCCUCCCCGCACUGUGAAGUUCCCCUGACUGCCCUCCUGGUUCACAAAGAGCAUUAAGAAAGCUGCGGUGGUCUAAGCAACAUAGCCCAGAGGGCUGAGCCUCCUGGCCUGCCUGCCUGCCCACCCUGGGAGUCCCAGUGGUGAGGCUCAGAGAACUUCUAAGGGGAGAGAACAGCUGGAGUUUCUGUUGAUGUGAAGAAGGCAGCUCUUGGCCUCCCACUCCCACACUUCUUUGCCUAUAAUCUUCCUAGCAGCAAUUUGAGCUACCUGAGGAGAAGGCAGGGCAGAAAGGGCGAGGGCCUGCCUCUGACCUGCAGUGUCCUUUGCAGGAAGGAGGUAGGCACCUUUCUGAGCUUAUUCUAUUCCCCACCCACACCCCCAGGCAGGGUUGGAAAUGAAGGACUUUUUUAACCUUUGUUUUUGUUUUUUAAAAAUAAAUCUGUAAAAUCUG
Messenger RNA from Pan troglodytes (chimpanzee), 4279 nucleotides. RefSeq names its product polyhomeotic homolog 2 (gene PHC2). The coding region runs from base 461 to 3040 and encodes 859 amino acids. Gene Ontology annotation, molecular function: zinc ion binding; histone binding; chromatin binding. The transcript is spliced from 15 exons. Gene Ontology annotation, cellular component: nucleus; PRC1 complex. NCBI's taxonomy places the organism in Eukaryota, Metazoa, Chordata, Mammalia, Primates, Hominidae. Gene Ontology annotation, biological process: negative regulation of DNA-templated transcription. The record is from RefSeq and is a predicted model, not a curated record.